CCUAGGUUUUCAUUCAACUUUACAGCUCACCCUGAUGUCUCUCCUGGAGGAUACACCAACCAGGAGUCUACACAUUAAAGAUCGACAUUUCACCUGCAGCAAAAUAAUAGGAAGGAGAUUCACUUGCUUUGCACAGAGACUGAGCCAGAGGCGAAAGCAAAACCAAUGUGAUUUAUUGAAUGAAGACGCUGGACAAUUACCAACAACUUGUUCCUCUUCUGCUUCAUCCAAGCUAAACUGGAUAAUGAUAGCACAACAGAUGCAUGUGGGCAAAUCCUUAGUCCUCUAA
Dromiciops gliroides (monito del monte) is the source of this 289-nucleotide messenger RNA. Its product is annotated as ankyrin repeat and fibronectin type-III domain-containing protein 1-like. The record is from RefSeq and is a predicted model, not a curated record. The transcript has 4 exons. Bases 35 to 289 code for a protein of 84 amino acids. NCBI's taxonomy places the organism in Eukaryota, Metazoa, Chordata, Mammalia, Microbiotheria, Microbiotheriidae.